Mytilus trossulus (common blue mussel) is the source of this 5129-nucleotide messenger RNA. RefSeq lists its product as uncharacterized. Gene Ontology annotation, molecular function: protein binding; transcription coregulator activity. Gene Ontology annotation, biological process: regulation of apoptotic process; regulation of DNA-templated transcription; protein localization to T-tubule. The transcript has 11 exons. Bases 15 to 5129 code for a protein of 1704 amino acids. Gene Ontology annotation, cellular component: nucleus; T-tubule. NCBI's taxonomy places the organism in Eukaryota, Metazoa, Mollusca, Bivalvia, Mytilida, Mytilidae. The record is from RefSeq and is a predicted model, not a curated record.
AUUGGUUAAUCAAAAUGGCGAUUAAUGAACCUCCGAACUUGUUAGAAUGGCAACUGCAUUGUGUUUUAAAAAGAGCGAACCUUCUGCAGUAUUAUGACAGUUUCAUUAGACAAGGUGAAUGCAAUGUACUGCAGUUAUCUGAAUCAGACGAUGAUAAAUUCAAAGACGUCAUGGAGAAAGUUGGAAUGGCAAAGAAAUCGAUACAUGUGCGACAGUUCAAAAACUCGCUCCUUGAAUGGGUUAAAGAUCCAGGAAAGGACACGCAUGUACCUAGCUACAUAACGAAAGCUGUUAUUUCGACAAUGUCACCAGCCCCAUCUGGCUCGAAGCCUGACAAAGUGUCACUGUCACAGUCUGGGAAGUCUUCUGUGGUACACAAUUCAUCCCUGAUUCAACGGAAGGACACACAAAAACAAGAAGGACUAAUGGUUAAAUCCGAGAAGAUACAAGUCAAUCUGAAAGAAGAAACCACGCAAAAACAAACACAAAGUGAAGUCAAAGAUCAAGAACACCAUGACCUUACUGGUUACUAUGAUGAGUUAUUAGAUAACACAGUACUUGACAAGAUGGUUUUAGAUAGCCUCAUUUCCAGAUGUAUUAUUAUGAUAGAAGACAGAGAAGAAAUUAUCAAACCAACAACACAACGUGAACGUAACAAGGUGCUACUGGAUAUAUUGACUGAACGACCAUAUCCUACCUUCCAUUUGUUUAAGGAUGUCUUACAGGAAUCUGAACCUAACAAUAGUUGUGUGCAAGAGAUUCUAAAAACAAUGAUGAGAACUAAAAGCAGAGACGAACACAUUAGUUUCCAAGAACAGGAUAUUGUUUUAAAUAAACCCAAAGUUAAACUACAAAAGAAUUACAUGAUGUUUGUCCAUGGUGUUGACUCCAAAACAGACAUAGCUGACCACCUGUAUCAAUCUGAAAUUAUAAGUACUGAGGAAAAAGAGGAAAUUUGUAAUUCUUCACUCACUCAACAGGAAAGUAAUAGACUUUUAUACAACAAAUUGAUUCGCAAAGGUGGAGAUGCAUACACACACCUUCUUGAAGCUGUAAGACACGGAAAAUACCAGGAUGUUGCUUCAGAAAUGGAGAAGACAGAAUUGUCAGAUCAAGAUAUACAAUUGUGUCAAAUAGGAAUGAAGAAACUCAAAGACAGACAUGAGAAAAAAGAUAUUCUGAUGGAUCACGAUGACGUUAUUCCAAAAAAUAUACUUGAGCAGUUCGAAAAACGCUUGGAACAGUGGAAAAAGGAUGAUCAACAGUUUGUUAGCACUGAAGCAGAGAAACAUGUAAUGCAAAAAGUUUUGACACAAAGUUCCGUUACCCUGGUUGGAAAUUCUGGCACUGGAAAAAGUUUUCUUUCUAAACACAUUGCCCUCAUAAUGAAGAAACAUGGCUAUACUGUAAUUCCAUGUAGUAAACCAGAAGAUAUUGGAAAAUGGUUUAAACAUGGGAGGAAAACUUUGUUUGUAUUUGAUGACGUCUGUGGCCGAUAUACUCUUAAUCAACAAAUUUACACUGACUGGAAACAAAGACUUGAUCACAUAAUAUCUCUUCUUGAAGACAAAUGCUGUAAAAUCAUCUCUACAUGUAGAUUGGAGGUUUACAAAGAUGAACUAUUUAGCAAUCUCUCUAUUUUCAAAAUGUGUAACAUGGAUUUAAGUUCAAUAGAAUUCAAACUUAGUGCUGCUGAAAAAUUUGCUUUAGCUGAAGUUUACUUGAAGAAAAAUACUGAUGAAGUAAAGGAAUUGUCAGACAAAUAUGACUUUUUCCCACUUUUAUGUAGCUUAUAUCAUAAACAGAACCUCCAGAAGAAUGUUAGUGUUACCUCUUUUUUUAGCAAUCCUUUUGAAGUUUUCAAAGAUCAACUUGUACAAAUGUAUGGAGAAAGUGAUGCUGGUAAGAUGCAGUAUUGUAGCUUAGUCCUUUGUGUAAUGUUUAACAACACAUUAACAGAAGAAAACUUGUCACCAAAAGAUAAGAAGAUAGAAGCAAUGAUAGAAGAUUUACUAGAAGAAUGUGAACUGAAUAAAGGAACAUCUAUCAAACGUUUAAGGAAAUCCCUGGAAACACUUGAAGGUACUUAUGUGGUCAAGGAGGGUACUACAUACAAAAUAAUCCAUGAUAAGUUGUUUGAUUUCCUUGCCAAGUACUUUGGGGAGAAGAUGAUUCAGAUUUUUAUUGAUCAUGCUAAUACUGGUUUCAUUAAAGAGAGAUUUCUUUGGAAGAUAACAGAUAACAUGGGCACAGAAAUAGAGUUUGUUAUUAUAAUACCUGAUAAAUAUAUAGAUAGAUAUAUAGAAAGAUUGAUGAAAGACUGGGAGAAUGGUUAUGUAAACAGUGUAUGUGAUAACAGAAACAUGAAGUCUACAACAUUUACUGAAAAUUUCAUAACACGUUUAAACCAACUUGAUUUAUCAAAACAGGAAGAACUUGUUCGUACUAAAGAUAUUCACAAAAAAAAUAUAGCACUAGGAGGAAGUUGUUAUAUGGGUACUAUUGACCUUGUCAAAUGGUUGAUAAGUAGGAACAGUGACAUUAAUUAUUGUAUAGAGGAUGGUUAUUUCCCUUUAUUAUGGGCAAGUCAGGAAGGACAUGUUGAUGUUGUUAAAGAACUGUUACAACAUUCAGCUGAUGUCAAUAAGUGUAACAAGAAUGAUAUAUCACCUCUGUAUAUAGCAAGUCAUAAUGGACAUGUUAAUGUUGUAAAAGAACUGUUACAACAUUCAGCUGAUGUCAAUAAGUGUGACAAUAAUGGUGUAUCACCUCUGUAUAUAGCAAGUCAGAAUGGACAUGUUAAUGUUGUUAACGAACUGUUACAACAUUCAGCUGAUGUCAAUAAGUGUAACAAUGAGGAUGCAUCACCUCUGUAUAUAGCAAGUCAGGAAGGACAUGUUGAUGUUGUUAAAGAACUGUUACAACAUUCAGCUGAUGUCAAUAAGUGUACCAAUAAUGAUGCAUCACCUCUGUCUAUAGCAAGUCAGAAUGGACAUGUUAAUGUUGUUAAAGAACUGUUACAACAUUCAGCUGAUGUCAAUAAAUGUAACAAGAAUGAUGCAUCACCUCUGUAUGUAGCAAGUCAGAAUGGACAUGUUGAUGUUGUUAAAGAACUGUUACAACAUUCAGCUGAUGUUAAUAAAUGUAACAAUAAUGAUGUAUCACCUCUGUAUAUAGCAAGUCAUAAUGGACAUGUUGAUGUUGUUAAAGAACUGUUACAACAUUCAGCUGAUGUCAAUAAGUGUUACAAUGAUGAUGCAUCACCUCUGUAUAUAGCAAGUGCGAAAGGACAUGUUAAUGUUGUAAAAGAACUGUUUCAACAUUCAGCUGAUGUCAAUAAGUGUUACAAUGAUGAUGCAUCACCUCUGUAUAUAGCAAGUGAGAAUGGACAUGUUGAUGUUGUUAAAGAACUGUUACAACAUUCAGCUGAUGUCAAUAAGUGUGACAAUAAUGGUGUAUCACCUCUGUCUAUAGCAAGUGAGAAAGGACAUGUUAAUGUUGUAAAAGAACUGUUUCAACAUUCAGCUGAUUUCAAUAAAUGUGACAAUAAUGGUGUAUCACCCCUGUUUAUAGCAAGUCAGAAUGGACAUGUUAAUGUUGUAAAAGAACUGUUACAACAUUCAGCUGAUGUUAAUAAGUGUGACAAAAAUUGUGUAUCACCUCUGUAUAUAGCAAGUGAGAAAAGACAUGUUAAUGUUGUUAAAGAACUGUUACAAUAUUCAGCUGAUGUUAAUAAAUGUGACAAUGAUGGUACAUCACCUCUGUAUAUAGCAAGUGAGAAUGGACAUGUUGAUGUUGUUAAAGAACUGUUACAACAUUCAGCUGAUAUCAAUAAAUGUAACAAGAAUGAUGUAUCACCUCUGAAUAUAGCAAGUGAGAAUGGACAUGUUAAUGUUGUUGAAGAACUGUUACAACAUUCAGCUGAUGUUAAUAAAUGUGACAAUGAUGGUACAUCACCACUGUAUAUAGCAAGUCAGAAUGGACAUGUUGAUGUUGUUAAAGAACUGUUACAACAUUCAGCUGAUGUCAAUAAGUGUGACAAUAAUGAUGCAUCACCUCUGUAUAUAGCAAGUCAGACUGGACAUGUUGAUGUUGUUAAAGAACUGUUACAACAUUCAGCUGAUGUCAAUAAGUGUGACAAUAAUGAUGCAUCACCUCUGUAUAUAGCAAGUCAGAAUGGACAUGUUGAUGUUGUUAAAGAACUGUUACAACAUUCAGCUGAUGUCAAUAAGUGUGACAAUAAUGAUGCAUCACCUCUGUAUAUAGCAAGUCAGACUGGACAUGUUGAUGUUGUUAAAGAACUGUUACAACAUUCAGCUGAUGUCAAUAAAUGUAACAAGAAUGAUGUAUCACCUCUGUAUAUAGCAAGUGCGAAAGGACAUGUUAAUGUUGUAAAAGAACUGUUUCAACAUUCAGCUGAUGUCAAUAAGUGUUACAAUGAUGAUGCAUCACCUCUGUAUAUAGCAACUGAUGUCAAUAAGUGUGACAAUAAUGGUGUAUCACCUCUGUCUAUAGCAAGUGAGAAAGGACAUGUUAAUGUUGUAAAAGAACUGUUUCAACAUUCAGCUGAUUUCAAUAAAUGUGACAAUAAUGGUGUAUCACCCCUGUUUAUAGCAAGUCAGAAUGGACAUGUUAAUGUUGUAAAAGAACUGUUACAACAUUCAGCUGAUGUUAAUAAGUGUGACGACAAUAAUAAAUCACCUUUGUAUAAAGCCACUGAUGUCAAUAAGUGUGACAAUAAUGAUGCAUCACUUCUGUAUAUAGCAAGUCAGACUGGACAUGUUGAUGUUGCUAAAGAACUGUUACAACAUUCAGCUGAUGUCAAUAAAUGUAUGAAUGAUGGCACCCCACCAUUACAGAUUGCUUGUUACAACAACAUGAUAGAGGUUGCACGUGUACUUCUUCAGUGUGAUGAUGUUGAUAUUGAUCUAUGUGAUGAUGAUGGAUGUUCCUCACUUUACUGGGCCAGUCACAAUGGACAUGUUGAUAUUGUUAGAGAACUGUUACAACAUUCAGCUGAUGUCAAUAAAUGUGACUUUAAAGGUAAAAAUUCCCUGAAUGUAGCACAGGAGAAAGGACAUAUAGAAAUUGAAUCAUUGUUGAAAGAAAAAGGAGCAAAUCAACAUUGA